Messenger RNA from Lingula anatina, 2302 nucleotides. RefSeq lists its product as uncharacterized. The record is from RefSeq and is a predicted model, not a curated record. Gene Ontology annotation, cellular component: extracellular region. Gene Ontology annotation, molecular function: chitin binding. Lineage: Eukaryota; Metazoa; Brachiopoda; Lingulata; Lingulida; Lingulidae.
CAUUAACAGCACUGUGAGACAGGAACAGGGACGCGCCAUCAUCAUCAGCAGCAGCAUAAGAGAACUUGGGACCUCAUCAAGACCUAUUUCAAAUGAUGCCUAAAUUAAUGUCUUGAUUAAUGCCUGUUCUUUGCUAGAAGACCAAACUGAAUGGCAAAUCUUUCGUCAAUAUCAAAAACGUACCAUAUAGGAUGAGUUUCAUUGUGUUCUGCGUAUUGGAAGGACUGUAGAAGGAGGCGAUUUAACCUGCUUACAGGUAUUUGUUAGCGUUCAUCAUUUCAAUCAAGCGUCAACUGGUAUCGAUCUAAAAAUCUAGGCGACAACAGGAGCAUAAUUUUGGCCCUACUGUCUGCCGAUUUCCCCUUUGCCAAAACUGACUGUCGCCAGUUUAUACAGGAGAUAUACAUACAGUGUAUGUCAGAAUGCGGAGGAAGGAUUCAGCUCAAGCCGUGUAGUGGCGCGAAAAAAAGUGUGAAGAUUUUCCAGAUAUGAAAACAGACCAUAUGAACACCCCCCUCUUCUCAACGCAUCCAUUUUGGGGGCACGUGACACAACAUUCCCAGGAACCACUGUCUUAAACCUCGUUGCCAUGGUAGCCAAACAUUUCGUGCAGGACGCUGGGCAGGCCUCCAGUGAUGCUCUACGGAUCACGUCAGAGAGCUGCUCGUCCUCUAGGAGACUGCGACUCAGGCGCUGGGCCCCCAAUAUCGUCCUGUCAGUGUUGGUCCUGGUGGCGCUGGCCACGGUGUUGGUACUGGUCGGCGUACUGCUGACAAGACAGAGUGAUCAAGGCUCUGUGGCUCCCAGCAGCUUGUCAAAAGGGGAAAGAACCGGUGACGGAUUUCCGUGUGAAAUGAAAAAUGGAUUCUACCCAUCAUCGAGUGACUGUCAAAAAUAUUACCACUGUGUCAACGGCACUGCCCACAUGUUUAGCUGUGGAGAAAACAGGAUGUGGUCUCAAGCCGACAGCGCAUGCGUCGCUUACGUCGCCGCCGCCUGCGCUCCAUCUACCGUCGGAACGUCCAAGGCGCCAAUUAUCACGCGCUCGACGUCGUCUCUGAGGUCAAAGUUCACCAAGACAUCAGGAGGCUCGUCUGAGUGUGGAACGCCUAAUGGAUUCUUCGCAAAUCCACGAGACUGCACAUCUUUUUACACCUGUCUCGAGGGUCGCGUGCAAGCCACGGGGACUUGUUCCAGCGGACGCAUGUGGAGCCAGAGGCACCUUCGCUGUGUGGAUUUAGACCUAAGGCUAUGUUUCACCGAUAAUCAGGCCCCAGCUGAGGGAAACACAACCCCUCCACCAGUAAACAUGGACAAAAAGGUCACUGGAGACCCUUCGUAUAUGUGUGAACGGGCUCCUGUCUUGGUCCCCGUGGACAAUGACUGUCGCAAAUAUGUCGUCUGCCUUGAGGUGGGGACGCAUGGGCGCCAUUUUCAGUGCCCCCAGGGGACCGUGUGGAGACAAUCAGAGCGCGCAUGCGCUUCAGAGACGACAGAGAGCGCUAUUUUCUGUGAAAGACAUUCCAACAUAACGCAGCCUGUGUCUUCUGAAAGUACGGCCACGUCAAUUCCGUCAUCAGAUUCACAUAAGCAGAAGACCAAGUUGGUAACGACUGUGGCGCCCCCUGUCUCACCCUCUCGUGUAUUACGAUUGCCUAGCAAAGCGAGAGCAAGCACAACGGACCAAUCAACUGUCACAUUACAUUCCAGGAUUCAGACUAAGCCAAAAAUGAAAAAGGGAGAGAGAACAAUGACUAAUGAAAAUGCACUGAAUAAAACAGCAAACGUUACUAACAGUCCAGAGACACUCUGUAAGGAAAACGGAUUCUGGGCGCAUCCGACCGAUUGCAGGAAAUUUCUCAUGUGUAUUCAUGACGCGGUAUGGGGCACGGUCCUCACCUGCCCAAACCACACGAUGUGGAGCCAGGAUUCUCGCGCAUGCGUGGAAUACAACAUCGACGGUUGCCAUCGCAACCUCGUUGCAUUAAGAACAACGCCAUCUACCGUCCAGUUCACCAACCCACCAUUUGUAUGCCCCAGCACGGGUAAAUUUCCCGCUCUUGAUUCUUGCCGGAAGUAUGUGAUAUGUUACGGGGCUGGAUUACAAGGCUAUUAUGUGAAUUGCCCUUCAGGGUUAGUUUGGAACGACGAGAAAGACAUGUGCUAUCCAUAUGACCCAAGCUUUUGUGGAUAACACUUACAGUACUAUGGCAUUUGCUUAUGUAUCGUGCAUAAGUCCACUGUACUAAAGCAGCAAGAGAUUGGCUGUCAAAUACGAAACAACGUGUGCGAUUUGCAUAAA